CGCAUAAACUGGAGUAGAGCCAAGAAGGCCCGAGAUAAAAGAACUGGGAGAGGAUUUUAGUAAUUUAAAUAAAAAAUAUUUUUUAAGGCAAUGGAUUUGGUCGCUUAUUGGAGUUAUUCUUAUCAAAUCCUUCAGAUUAUUUGUUAUGUUAUUGUAAUCUUUUGUGGAUUUAAAAUGGUCCGCUUUGUGCAUAUUCAUUCAAGUUUAACUCAAAAAAUGAAAGAAUUGAAUAAACAAUUAAUUAAAACACUUAUAAUUUUGGCAAGCUUCCCAUUAAUUUUGAUGUCUACAAACACCUUCAUUAGCAGUGUUGCUCCACAUUUUAUAGAUUUAAACACUGAAAGUUUACUCUUUAUGUUUCAAGGUCUUUUAAGUCAUUGGUUACCACUAUUAAAUCCAUUGGCGAGCAUUUACACAAUGCGUCCGUACAGAGAAUUUUUAAUACAAAAAGUGUUCAAAAUUAAAACAAAAACUCAGAAAGUAACACCAGUAACUAUUUUGGUACAGCAAAAUUCAAAAUAUGGAAAUUCAAAAAUAUGA
Messenger RNA from Meloidogyne enterolobii, 540 nucleotides. Lineage: Eukaryota; Metazoa; Nematoda; Chromadorea; Rhabditida; Meloidogynidae. The record is from the annotation of a GenBank genome assembly.